AUGGGAGGCCAAGUUUCCAAGAUAAUGGGGAAGAUUUUCGGAACGAAGGAAAUGCGGAUUCUGAUGCUGGGAUUGGAUGCUGCUGGAAAGACGACAAUCCUCUACAAGCUUAAACUCACAAACCAGGACGUGACCACCAUCCCCACCGUCGGUUUCAACGUCGAGAGUGUUACAUAUAAGAAUGUCAAAUUCAACGUGUGGGAUGUGGGUGGUCAGGAUAAGAUUCGGCCCCUCUGGAGACACUACUAUUCUGGUACCCAAGGUCUGAUCUUCGUCGUCGAUUCUAGCGACACGGCACGAAUCGAGGAGGCUCGCUCCGAACUUCACAAGAUCAUCAACGACCGGGAAAUGAAGGACGCUCUUUUGCUGGUCUUCGCCAACAAGCAGGAUGUUACAGGCCAUCUCAGCCCUGAAGAUGUCACCAAUGCCCUGCAACUCAACAAACUCAAGGACAAGCUGUGGUAUGUUGCACCCAGUGUGGCUACCGACGGAACUGGUAUCUUCGAAGGCCUGGCUUGGCUUUCGAACAACGUCAAAACCCAACCUGCGAAAUAA
This is a messenger RNA of Aspergillus melleus, 555 nucleotides long. RefSeq names its product ADP-ribosylation factor family protein (gene ARF6). NCBI's taxonomy places the organism in Eukaryota, Fungi, Ascomycota, Eurotiomycetes, Eurotiales, Aspergillaceae. Gene Ontology annotation, biological process: vesicle-mediated transport; intracellular protein transport. Gene Ontology annotation, cellular component: cytoplasm. The record is from RefSeq and is a predicted model, not a curated record. Gene Ontology annotation, molecular function: GTP binding; GTPase activity. The coding region runs from base 1 to 555 and encodes 184 amino acids. The transcript is spliced from 5 exons.